AUGUGCACUGUUGACGAGGCUACUGACAACUCACGAUUCGUGUCAGGAGCACUCGUGAAGUCCUUGAUUGAAGGCUCGUACCUCUUGGAAGAAGCCACAAGGCUCGUAAAGGAACACCACUACCAGGCGGCAAUCGCAAAGCUGCACGAGACGGUCGAAGCCCUCGUCGGCCACCAGGUCGCGCAGCUCAUCCCGCUCUCGUCGCACAAUGGUGGGGGCAUGCAAUCGCCCAUCUACAUCGACAUGGACGUGGAGUGCAAGCUCAACAUCAUGCUGUGCUCGAACCUGUUCGUCGAGUGCUACCGCGCGACCGGGGACUAUGUGCAGGCGCUCAACUGGGCGGUGGAGAUGCACGCCAUCCUUCGCAACACUUACUUCACCAAACCGACUCCGUGUUUCGAGACCGUGUUGACGUCGGCAUUAACAGAGUGGCUUAACGUGCAUCUGCGUUCACAAAAGUACUGGGACG
This is a messenger RNA of Epithele typhae, 469 nucleotides long. RefSeq lists its product as uncharacterized. NCBI's taxonomy places the organism in Eukaryota, Fungi, Basidiomycota, Agaricomycetes, Polyporales, Epitheliaceae. The transcript has 4 exons. The record is from RefSeq and is a predicted model, not a curated record. The annotation marks the transcript as partial.